AUGUCUGCUAUUUACAAGGCUUUACAAUCCAAGUCAUCCAAGGAGUCUUCCGAGAAGACCAAGCACAUAAAUAGACAACGUCUUCUCGUGAUAUCAUCCCGUGGUGUUACUUAUAGACAUCGUCAUCUCAUUUCUGAUUUACUUAAUUUAUUACCUCAUGCUAGAAAGGAACCAAAGUUUGAUUCCAAGAAAAACUUGUAUCAAUUAAAUGAAGUUGCUGAGUUAUACAACUGUAACAACAUUUGCUUUUUCGAAGCUAGAAAGCAUCAAGAUUUGUACUUGUGGUUAUCUAAACCUCCAAAUGGUCCAACUUUAAAGUUUCAUGUUCAAAAUUUGCACACAUUAGAUGAAUUAAAUUUCACUGGUAACUGUUUGAAAGGUUCUAGACCAGUAUUAAGUUUUGACAAGAGUUUUGAAACUACUGACCAUUAUAAGUUGAUGAAGGAAUUGUUUGUUCAUUCCUUUGGUGUACCUCCACAAGCUAGAAAGUCCAAGCCUUUUGUUGAUCAUGUAAUGACCUUUUCUAUUGUAGACAACAAGAUUUGGGUUCGUAACUAUCAAAUCAAUGAAAAUCUUACUCAUAAGGAAGUUGAAGAUUCUGAAGUUGAUGAAUUAUCUUUGAUUGAAAUCGGUCCAAGAUUUGUAUUAACUUUAAUUACUAUUUUAGAAGGUUCCUUUGGAGGACCAAAGAUUUAUGAAAACAAGGAAUACGUUUCUCCAAACUUUGUCAGAGCACAAUUGAAGCAACAAAAUGCUGAACAAGCCAAAUCUAGAGCCGAAGCUGCCUUGGAUAGAAAGAUUAAGAAGAGAAACCAAGUCUUGAAGGCCGACCCAUUGGCCAACAGCAUUUUAUUCAAGGAAUAA
[Candida] anglica is the source of this 864-nucleotide messenger RNA. The record is from the annotation of a GenBank genome assembly. NCBI's taxonomy places the organism in Eukaryota, Fungi, Ascomycota, Pichiomycetes, Serinales, Debaryomycetaceae.